Molecule: messenger RNA, 1500 nt
Organism: Williopsis jadinii
Lineage: Eukaryota; Fungi; Ascomycota; Saccharomycetes; Phaffomycetales; Wickerhamomycetaceae
Gene: PCD1
Product: 8-oxo-dGTP diphosphatase
Exons: 1
Coding region: 228-1148 (306 amino acids)
Biological process (GO): coenzyme A catabolic process
Molecular function (GO): coenzyme A diphosphatase activity; acetyl-CoA hydrolase activity
Source: RefSeq, a predicted model, not a curated record
GAGUAGAGUCCUCCACACUGCGUCUGGUGGGGCUUUACGGGGCCAUCAUUGCAAUAUCUUCAGCACUGUAUUGCUAGACCCUUGUAGUAGUCCCACAGAACACUGGACUUCCUUUUUUGUCCUUGAGUCCCGUUUUUGUUCGAUCAACCUUAGUCAUCCACUUUCCUGAGACUCAUCCUUCACCUUAGUACUGGCAACGAACCCUUGGGUGAGCAUUCGGCGCUGAGAUGAACUCCCAGGCGCUGCUCUCGAACAUUAGGAGCUACGUGUGUCCUCGUGUGUAUCCACUGAAUUCCAUAUGGCCUCCUUUACGCCGCUCCGCGGUGAUGAUUGUGCUCUUCAUUGGCAACUACGGAGAGGUUCGUGUUCUGUUGACCAGGAGGUCGAGGCAGCUGAAUAACUUCUCCGGACACGUCUCGUUACCUGGUGGCAAGUCUGACCAUGUUGAAGAGAGUGGGUACGACGUUGCAAGGAGAGAAACCAUGGAGGAAAUCGGGCUGCCGUUCGACGAGGAACUGAACAAGAGAGGGUUUGUUCUGGAGAAACUGAACGAGAUGCCAUGCUAUCUAUCGAGAACUUUCCUCAGCGUCCGGCCCGUGGUUUGUUUCUUACACAAGACCAACCAUCCUCAGGAGACCAUAUCGGACAUCCAGUUCAUCCUGAACCCCGGUGAAACCUCGAGCAUCUUUUCAGUUCCUCUACUGGACCUGAUUGGUCUAAACGCUCAACAUGAAUACAUUAGAAAGACUACAAACCAUUUCAAGUGGGGGAACCUGAGAUGGCCAAUUAAGCACUACUUCUAUCCAAGUGAGAACCCAAAUGAAAUUCAUUGGCUGGAUAAUAUCCAAGACUUGAGCAGCGAUGAGGAGAUCGAGCAUGAGCAAACUGAGAGAAGCAUCAAAGACCUGUGGGGGUUGACCGCACAGAUCCUCUACGACUUGGCAAAUAUAAGCAUCAAUGAACUCACAAAGAACUACAUUGGCAAUGAGAAUUUGAUCUAUGGGCUAACUGAGUUUGGCGGACAGAUGCUACAAAGGAAGAGAUCGUCAUGGGAAUCAGGAAUGAUUGUAAAUGAGCGUGAUAAGGCAUUCGAUCAAAUCAUCCCUCAACAUGUUUUUAAACAUAUAUCUGAAGAGUUCAAGCUAUAGACUACAUGCUAAUUUAGAUCUUGUUUUGCAAUAUUAUAUAUGUCUCAAGCCCUCAACGCAAGCUUUGGUAAUUCAACGUCUAACUUCGGAUUCCUGUGGAUCUCAGCCAUGGCCACAACUCGUGCCAUUAUCUACACAGUUGAUCAAGACCAACAGUCAUCCUUCUUCUUGGGGGAAUCAAGCGGAAGUAGUGGCUUCAUCUCAUCGUCAACUGGCGGGAAUUGUGAAGGCGUUGUGCGUUUUGAUUCACAGCUGUGGCUUCCGACAUCAACAUUAAACGCACAUUUGAUGAAUACUUUUUUUUGGUUGCAUUACUCACACCUAAACUUCAUCUUCUAGCUAUACCUUACAC